Caenorhabditis elegans is the source of this 332-nucleotide messenger RNA. It is a transcript of the gene Y43F8C.11, whose product is annotated as G_PROTEIN_RECEP_F1_2 domain-containing protein. Gene Ontology annotation, cellular component: late endosome. Lineage: Eukaryota; Metazoa; Nematoda; Chromadorea; Rhabditida; Rhabditidae. Gene Ontology annotation, biological process: RNA transport; regulatory ncRNA-mediated post-transcriptional gene silencing. The record is from RefSeq and is marked reviewed.
UAUGGAUUUCCGCGAGGUCUGGAUGAACACUGAAGUUGGUGAGGAGACGCCUCACGUGCUCGCUGCAAAAACUUGUGCUGGAAAUUUGAAAAUCGCCGAGGAGAAUUGUAUGUAUCUCCUGGGCAUCUCGAUCUUCCUGCUGAUCCUCAACAUCGUCACCAUCGCCUUCUACAAUCGCCGCCACGUCAUCAAAUUCUACCGUACCCGCUUCCAACCGAUUCCCCACUCGGAAACCGCUUCAUCAGUUUUUCGUGGAGCUUUUGAUCACGACGCUUUUGAUAUGAAGGGAUGAUUUUUUAUUUUGAAAAAAAAUUGUUUUUUGAAAAAUAAAA